UCGUUUUGUAGUUGAUGAUCGAUGUAAUUGGAACUAUCGAUGGCCCGAGCAUAACCGUCCAGCGACACGUGCGUUCAGGAGAGUUUUGACUGUGAUGUCGACGGAAAUCACAAACGGCAACGAAUUGUGUCGCCUGUCGCUGGAAAGGAGCGAGACAUUCCAGUGCCUCAUGACCGAGGUCGGCAGACAGCGGUUGGACGAGUUCAUGGCAGACGAGAAAUGUCAAAAUCGAUCAAAAAGAAAAUCGAUAUUCAAAGAAUGGCUGGACACCGACGACUGGGAACCUCCUUUAGAAUUGCUGUGGAAGCUGAAUGAAGAAGAAAUGUUGUUCGUUACAACAUAUUUUUACUUACAUGAAAAUUAUGCUUUACAUUUGUACCAAAGUUUUGAAAGAGUAUAUUCUGAGCCAUUUGAUUCUGAAGAGAAAGAAUUGGCUAUCUCAAUAAUAUCAAAUGUACUUGUCACUCUGGUAAAUACAUACUUUAUUACAGAAGAAGAGUUUAAAAGAUGUUUUCAAGGAAUUGUGAACAAUAUAAUCAAUCAGGGGAUUUCACUUCUUGAUCAAAACAGGAUGAAACGUUGCUACAUAUCUGAUAUGUUGAACUCAGUUUAUAUAUUUGAUUCUUGCCUGAAUCAGUUUUCUCUGUCUUGCUUGCAACAACUUUUGUGUUUUCCAUCAGGGGAAAUGAGUUUGGGGCAGGUCGUUCACACUCAUACACAACUCUGGACGGUCAAGACGAUGAGUGAAAUCGUUAAGCAUUUCAUAUUUGAGAUUUUGAGACUGAUGACUGCAGAAAAUGUUCUCCAUGAAUUGAAACUGGCAGGAGCGAAGCCGACGUUAAACUGGAAAUAUUUUCUUAUGAUUGUGUCAAUUUUCAUCGAGGAUUCUCCGGACAACUCAGCUAUGAUUAGAAGAGAAGUAGAAACUUGGCUGCAAUCAGGAUUGGACCAGUCAAGCCGCCACUUUAUCUCCUUAGCGGUGAUUGUGGCUCGUCAUUGUAGUCAUGGGAAAACAAAAAAUUUAAACAAUUAUAUAAAUUGGUAUGGCUCUAUUCAGCUAAAGACGAGCUCAAUGUUCAGGUUCUUUUUAGAUUUUCUGACUGAACUUGUGCCUCAUGAGCCACCUCUCUACCUUAAAAUUCAUACCAAUAAGGUGUUGGUGGCACCGCAAAACUGCCAAGAUCUACUUUCAGAUUAUUUAAGCCUGGCAAAAACACGUCUGUCUGAUUUAAAAGAAUCCACUGAAUAUCUGGGACUUUUCAACGACCUACAUGAAACAGAUCAAAUUGGACUUGACUACGAUGUAGCGAAAGCGAUUUCAAUGUUCAGAGAAAGUGGCGAAAUACCCAAGGCUGUCUUGGAGGCGCAUGUCUUUAGGCGGUCAUACUUUGAAAAGAUGUUCCUCAAGAACCUAUUAAAAAUUGGAGAAAAAGUCGAUUCCGACAGAGCCCAGUUUAUCCACAAGCUUUUCUCCAUGGGAAAGAUCCCAAACACGCUUUAUAAAGCAUGGAAGGAAUUAUAAUCAAGGUGAUUUUUGCAUGCCUUUUGGCCCUUAUGUUCUAUGUCCUCGGGUCCUCGGCAGUACCUGUCAAAGGGAUGAAAGGAAAUCUGCCACCUACUCCUCCUCCACCUCCGCCAGUGAUUGUGUUUUCAAACAAUCCAGAGCCGUCAGUCUUCAAUCCCAACCCUGUUCAUAACCCAAAUGUAGUACAUUUCUCUUAUAAAUUAAACUAAUAAAAAAAUUAUUUAUAUAUUUUUUUAAAACUUAUUGUGUGUUUUAAAUUAAUUUAUUGUAGCCUUGCAAAUAGGAUUUUUAAUACUUUAUGUGCAAAUUAAAUAAUCUCAUUUAUGUAGUUAAAUAGGGUAAAAUGAAAAAUAUUUUGUUUAGAUGUCUGUGCCAUUCAAACCAACUCUAAAGACACCAACACACUUGCAAACAAAUAAUUAGUUUAUGUAUUAAAACUUUACGGUGACUUGCUAAGUGAUGAAUUAUUCAGAAUGGUCAUCUUGGUAGUUAGCUCACCUGGGUUUUUUGGGACAUGACAGACAGAAUGUACAUGUGUGACAUCUCUUACAAACAGAUGCCCCAAAAAAUAAAAUUAAUUAACAUUAAAUUAAUAAUAUAAACUAAAAUAUAUAAAAGAUAAUAAUAAA
This is a messenger RNA of Cimex lectularius (bed bug), 2154 nucleotides long. RefSeq names its product Fanconi anemia group A protein-like. The transcript has 10 exons. The coding region runs from base 95 to 1522 and encodes 475 amino acids. Gene Ontology annotation, cellular component: Fanconi anaemia nuclear complex. The record is from RefSeq and is a predicted model, not a curated record. Gene Ontology annotation, biological process: interstrand cross-link repair. NCBI's taxonomy places the organism in Eukaryota, Metazoa, Arthropoda, Insecta, Hemiptera, Cimicidae.